AUGGUCAACCUGCCCUCGGGUUAUGCGCCUCCCGCACAUUGUACGAGCCUCGACACUGAGGACCUAGACCGAGAGGCCGCUGUUGUCGUCGCCCGUGCCGGCCAGAGAAGGGGACAGGGCUUGAAAGCCAUGUCGCAGGCCAAAAGUCUAGAGCCCAUCACCCAGCCGGCGUUGAUACCGGAAACCUGGGCUCUGAGUUUGCCUUCCCAGCUCAGCCUGACGGUUCGGCCCCCGUUAGUCGGACAGGCUCUCCCACUCACUCGUGCCGCGGCGCGAGGAGGGCGACCCGACGGCCCAGCACAACGGGCAGAAUACCGCCCUCCUGCUGUCUCCACCAACGAACGUCAAUCCGACCCCUCUGGUGGGCAUGGAAGCCAUAUGGACGAGAACAUCACGACGCCCUCGGAGUCAAAUCCCGUCCGGGGACGCGCGGUAGAUGCCAUACUGGGUGCGACCGCCCUGUCGGCAACUGAGACCAACCCGUUUCUCCAGUCAGGGAUCCGGAUCAGGAACCCCGUGCUUUCCUCUCUUCGGCCGAAGAACCAAGCCAAGGAACGCCGGGACCGGGUCGAAACAGCGCUCGAACCCCUCUUUGAUGCGGCCCCCCUUCAUCCUGAUGUGCACCGGCGACCCGGAGAAGGCCGUCGUCGUGCCGGUGGCCAUCGGCGAGAACGCCGAUGCGGUGGACCAGUGGAAAGCCAUCCAAAAUACCUCACGGAAGUACAUAUCGCGUUGGAAAUCCUGGGUUAG
This is a messenger RNA of Colletotrichum graminicola M1.001, 750 nucleotides long. RefSeq lists its product as uncharacterized. The transcript has a single exon. The record is from RefSeq and is a predicted model, not a curated record. The coding region runs from base 1 to 750 and encodes 249 amino acids. Lineage: Eukaryota; Fungi; Ascomycota; Sordariomycetes; Glomerellales; Glomerellaceae.